Penicillium riverlandense is the source of this 2292-nucleotide messenger RNA. RefSeq lists its product as uncharacterized. Bases 1 to 2292 code for a protein of 763 amino acids. Gene Ontology annotation, biological process: transmembrane transport. The record is from RefSeq and is a predicted model, not a curated record. Gene Ontology annotation, molecular function: oligopeptide transmembrane transporter activity. The transcript is spliced from 12 exons. Lineage: Eukaryota; Fungi; Ascomycota; Eurotiomycetes; Eurotiales; Aspergillaceae.
AUGGCUGCUCGUCGAUCCCAUCGCGAGGACGAUGUACAAACGCCCCAUGAUGAACCUACUUACAUCAACGACCCCGAAACCACUAAGAAGCCGAUUACUGCGGACGAGGCAAUGGAAAUUGCCAUUGGAGAAAGCAAUGCGGUUGAGUAUACAAUCGAUUCGGACAAUUCUCCUUACCUCGAAGUCCGGGCCAAUGUUCCAAAUACGGAUGACCCUAGCCUGCCCGUCAAUACAUUGCGCAUGUGGUUCCUCGGCGUAGUAUUCACUCUGGUCGGAACAGGUAUCAAUCAGUUUUUCUCAAUGCGGUAUCCUAGUGUGACCAUCACUUCAUUGGUUGCCCAGUUGGUGAGCUAUCCCAUCGGGUGUUUCGUCGCCAAAGCACUCCCUAUAAAAACCGUGCGCAUACUUGGCCGCUGGGAUUUUGUCAUCAACCCCGACCACUAUUUCAACAUCAAGGAGCAUGCAGUUAUUACAAUUAUGUCGAACUUGAGUUUCGGCCAGUCUUGGGCGAGCGCUAUCAUCCAGGCACAGAAAGUGUUCCUAGGGAUGUCUACUCCGGUGGGCUACCAGAUCCUGCUAUCUCUUUCAAUGCAAAUGUUCGGACUUGGCUUGGCCGGGUUGGCCUACAAAUACAUUGUUGAGCCACCACAGAUGAUAUGGCCAUCCACUCUGGCAAACGCUGCAUUAUUUGAAACUCUGCAUAGUGAGACCAAUCCCAUUGCAAAUGGUUGGAGAAUCUCUCGUUAUAAGUUUUUCUUAUAUAUUUUCGUUGGUGGGUUCUGUUGGUACUGGCUUCCGGGCUUCAUCUUUACUGGGUUGAGCACAUUUGCUUUUAUUUGCUGGGCUGCUCCACACAACAAGGUCCUCAAUAACCUCUUUGGAAUGACUACCGGCCUUGGAUACCUGCCGACGACCUUUGAUUGGAGUCAAAUCGCGUACAAUCAGUCGCCGCUUGUGAUACCUUUCUGGGCCCAGGCAAACGUCUUUGCAGGAUGGUUUUGCAUAUAUGCAGUUGUGGCCCCUAUAAUCUAUUACACCAACACUUGGUUCACAGCCUAUCUUCCCCUAACUAGCUCUGAUGCUUAUGACAAUACCGGGAAUCUCUACAAUUCCUCCAAAAUCCUGGAUUCCACUGGCGCUAUUGACGAAGAGAUGUACAAGGCCUACAGUCCAAUCUAUCUUCCCGCGACCUUCGCUAUGUGCUACGGGGUCGGGUUUGCAGUCCUCAGCUGCCUUAUUACCCACGUGCUUUUAUACCAUACGAAGGACAUUAUCAGCACAUUUAAGGGGGCAAACAAGAAGGAUAUUCAUGCCAGACUCAUUUCUCGGUACCCAGAUGCCCCUUGGUGGUGGUAUGGGAUUAUGACGAUCCUCGUUGUUAUUGUGGCUAUCAUUACACAGUAUAUAUGGAAGACUGGGCUUCCUUUCUGGGGAGUGUUACUUACACUCGCUUUGGCUGCAAUCUACGUCAUUCCAGUUGGCAUAGUUUUUGCUGUGGCGAAUCUCAACAGCAACGUACUGACUGUUCUCGGGGAAAUUAUUUCGGGUUACGUGCUGAAGGGUAGGCCACUCGUUUUGCUGAUCUUCAAGUUCUAUGCAUACACUGGAAUCAGUCAGGCUAUGAUCUAUAGUGCAGAUAUGAAGCUCGCGUUAUAUAUGAAGAUUCCUCGUCGAACAUUAUUCACGGCACAGUUAAUCGCUUGUAUCUUAGGCAGUUUGACACAAAAUGGAGUCCUUUUGUGGAUGCUUGGCAACGUGAAAGAUGUUUGUUCAAGUGACCAGUCUGACAAUUUCACGUGUCCUCAAGGUCGGGUCAACUACAAUAGUGCGAUCUUCUGGGGAGCUAUUGGUCCAUCACGACUGUACAACUUUGGCAAGAUGUACUCAGGCCUUUUACACAUGUUCUGGAUAGGCGCGGCUCUCCCACUCCUAACGUUUUUCUUGCGAAAGAAAUGGCCCAACUCAAAGCUCCUUAGCGCCAUCCAUUGGCCGAUCUUCUUUGCAGGGACCGGCAACCUACCACCAGCAACUGGUAUCAAUUACUCGUCUGCUUUCGUAUAUCUGAAAAGCCGCAAACCGCAAUGGUGGGCCAAGUACAAUUAUGUUCUAUCCGCCGCACUCGACUCUGGAGUGGCUGUCUCGGCAAUUGUGAUCUUUUUCACUUUAGUCUUACCAAGAGUUUCCCUUAGCUGGUGGGGAAACACCGUCAAUAGUGGCACUGUGGAUGCGCAAGGUAUUCCAUGGAAGGAGUUGGGAGUAAACGAAACUUUUGGACCAAAAACCUGGUCCUGA